GUAUUAUGAAUUGAUUAUUGCCGUUGUUCCAGUCAAGAAAGUCAUCUUCUCUCUCCUUCACAGAAGACAUAUUCAAAGAAGAACGAAUUACACAACAAAUCGGGAAUGGAGGGGAUUACAGGUGCCCGUUGAUAGAUACGUAUAUACAUAAUUAUAUAUAUAUAAAUAUAUAUGUAUAUGUAUAUGUAUACACAUCGGUGGUGUUAAAUUGAGAACAAGAACUUGGUUGAUUGAAUUAAAUCUGUGAAAGGAAUCGCUUUGUGGGUGAUUAUCUACCUACCCAGAUUAGUUUUCUUUUGUGUCUUCCCUCGAAGAUCUGAUUGUGAAUUGAAUAUAUUUGGAGGUACAAAAUAAGGCUUGCAUGACAGAUGUUCUGUUUCCAGUUAUAAUCAAUUCUUUAUUGAUUUGUUUAUAUACGCGAUGACGUAACAAAUUUAUUUAUAAUUAGUUUAUGAUUGAUCCUUAUUAGGAAAAUUUGGGUUUGGAAAGCAAACCAUGGGGUUCCUUGAAUGGGAAUUCAUUAAUUCUGCGCUGGGAGUGAUUUGACGACAGAUGGGGUUGUGUUGGAUUUUCUCGAGAAAACGCGUUUCUUGCAUUUCUUCUGCCGUUGAAAAAGGUUUGCUUCAGUUGUAAGGGUUUCUCUGCGAAUUGAAUUUUGAUUUUUGGAGGACUGGUUUGCUAUUUAGUUUUUCAAUUAUUGGAGAAUUAGGGUUUCAGUGUAUGAAUUUGAAUUCGAAGUUCUUGUAUUGGUGGCCGUUUCAAGUAUUUGUGAUUUCAACAGUUUUAGGAUUUGGGAUUUUUGGCUUGGGAAUUUGGAAGGAAAAUCAUUGGAUUCAGAUGGAGAAUCAGUAACUGCAACUACUCCGGUGGUCAUCGGCAAUGGGUGUUGAUCUAUAAGAUUUCGGCUUGUGUGUAUUGUAGCGGAUUACAAAUUAUAAUACUGUUGCUUUUAAAAUUGGAACUCAAGAUGGGCUUUUUCUUCUCUUUUGGUUAAAAUCAUUAGGGUUUUCAACCUGUUCCAAGAUGAAUAGGUGACUUUUCAAGUUAAUUCAGCUUGGCAAAUACUAUCUCUUUUACUUUGAUCAGAUAUUCCUGCUUACUGUUCUAUUGCUGUUUUUUUUUUUUGGAUUGGUUAUGAUAGUGGCCAGAUGAGUGUUUCAAAAUGAGUGGGAGAAGAGGAUUGUUUGUCAAUGGAUGCUCCAUACAAACCAUUCUCUGAUCUAAUAGGCUUACUUAAAUCGUGGAUCCCUUGGAGGUCCGAGCCGGCUCAUGUGUCGAGGGAUUUUUGGAUGCCCGAUCAGAGCUGCAGGGUAUGCUACGAGUGUGACUCCCAGUUCACAUUGUUCAACCGCAGACACCACUGUAGACUUUGCGGUAGAGUUUUUUGUGCUAAGUGUACUUCAAAUUGGGUUCCUGCUCCACCUACUGAGCCGAGUACUCCACAGGAAGAGUGGGAGAAGAUUAGGGUCUGUAAUUACUGUUUUAAGCAAUGGGAGCAAAGCUUAAUUCCAGGUGAUAAUGACAUCCAGGUUACUAGCCUGGAUCUUAGUACUUCACCAUCAGAGACAAGUUUUGUCAGCACCAAAUCAAGUGGUACAGUUGAAAGUAGCAGCAUUUCUUUUGCUUCGAUGCCACAGUCAGUUGGGUCUUAUCAGCAAAAUUCUUUCCCUUCUUCUGGUGUCAGCCCCCACCAGUCAGCAGUAAUGGAAACGGGUGGAGACAGGCAAGGUGUAGUGGCAUCAGGAUGGAGCAAUGAUCAUGUUUCAGACAUGGGAGAUAUAUCUCAAAACCAAUUUGGAUUUUGCAUGAACAGGAGUGAUGAUGAAGAAGAAGAAUUUGGAGUUUAUCAGUUAGAUUCCAAAGCUAGGCAUUUUCCUCAGGUUAAUGGCUACUAUGGUCAAGCUGAGACUGAUGGGAUUGACAGUGACUAUGGAUCACGUAAAGUGCAUCCUGGUGGAGAAACUAUUGACCCAAAAAGUAUGAGCAGCGCUUCGUUACAUAAUAGUUUCGAUUCACAAGGUUUAGAAGGAUCCCAACAGGUUGUAAAAAAAGAAGACGAGCCUGAUAUUGGUGAUGAAUGUGAAGCACCUUCAUAUGCUGCAGAGGACGUUGAUGCUGAACCUGUGGAUUUUGAGAACAAUGGACUCCUCUGGCUACCACCUGAACCUGAAGAUGAAGAAGAUGACAGGGAAGCUCUUCUAUAUGAUGAUGACGAUGAUGCGGAUGCUACUGGGGAGUGGGGAUAUCUACGUGCUUCAAGCAGUUUUGGAAGUGGGGAGUAUCGCAAUAGGGACAGAUCAAAUGAGGAGCACAAGAAGGCCAUGAAGACUGUUGUAGAUGGGCAUUUUAGGGCCUUGGUAGCUCAGCUUUUGCAGGUCGAGAACCUUCCUGUGGGUGAGGAAGAUGACAAAGACAGUUGGUUAGAGAUAAUUACAUCACUGUCCUGGGAGGCUGCCACAUUGUUAAAGCCUGAUAUGAGCAAAAGUGGUGGAAUGGACCCAGGAGGAUAUGUGAAGGUAAAAUGCGUUGCUUCUGGGCGUCGAUGUGAGAGUAUGGUGGUCAAAGGAGUUGUUUGUAAGAAAAAUGUGGCUCACCGGCGGAUGACAUCAAGAAUAGAGAAACCUCGCCUGUUAAUCCUUGGAGGGGCUCUUGAGUACCAGCGUGUUUCUAACCUCCUGUCAAGUUUUGAUACGCUGCUCCAGCAGGAAAUGGAUCAUCUAAAGAUGGCUGUUGCAAAGAUAGAUGCGCAUCAUCCUGAUGUUCUUUUGGUGGAGAAAUCAGUUUCUCGAUUUGCGCAAGAGUAUCUUCUUGCAAAGGACAUAUCACUUGUUCUCAAUAUUAAGAAGCCGCUUUUGGAGCGCAUAGCCCGCUGCACAGGUAGUCAAAUAGUCCCUUCAAUAGAUCAUGUCUCAUCACAGAAUCUGGGAUACUGUGACUUGUUCCAUGUGGAGAGGUUUCUAGAAGAGCAUGGCACAGCCGGGCAAGGUGGAAAAAAGUUGGUGAAGACAUUAAUGUAUUUUGAAGGGUGCCCAAAACCAUUGGGAUGCACUAUUUUACUCAGAGGUGCCAGUGGGGACGAGUUGAAGAAAGUGAAGCAUGUGAUCCAGUAUGGGGUUUUUGCAGCUUAUCACUUGGCUUUGGAAACAUCCUUUCUAGCUGAUGAAGGAGCCUCUCUUCCGGAACUCCCUUUGAACUCUCCGAUAACUGUGGCACUUCCUGAUAAACCAUCGAGUAUUGACAGGUCCAUCUCAACGAUACCUGGUUUUACCGUCCCUACCAAUGAAAAAACUCAGGUGUCUCUAUCUUGUGGUGAAUCACAAAGUUUCAAGAAUUCCCCCACUUCGGUUCCGAUCUCCUUAAUUGCUGAUGCUUCUGUUCAUAAAACAGAACCAACACUUUCUCCUAGUUUACCAACUUUACCUGAUGCUCCAGGCUCUCAAUACACAAAGCCCAAUUCAAGAUUCAUGAAUACUGCUUUUUCAUCCAUUGCUUCUUCAGGUGAAGGUGUUUUGGAUUCUUAUCAUAACACAUUUGGGAAUAGAAGAAUAAUGGGUUCGAAAGAGUCUUCAGAGGCAAAAACUUCUGAAGCCAACAUUAGCCAAUAUUUCAUGGGUGAUCAUGCCAUUGCCAAUGGUUUGGGACCUUCAGAGGCAGCCAGACUUGGUAUUGUGGCCAACAUGGUGCAAAAUAAUGGCAGUGAAAUGGUGGCGAGUGAACCUGGUAGUUCAGAGAUAACAUCCUUGCAACAAGAUGGUAAAAAUCUUCAUGAGGUAUUAGGUUCUUCAAAAGAAGAGUUUCCUCCAUCGCCUUCUGACCAUCAGAGCAUUUUGGUUUCCUUAUCAUCCCGCUGUGUGUGGAAGGGAACUGUCUGUGAAAGAUCCCAUCUCUUUCGAAUCAAAUAUUAUGGCAACUUCGACAAACCUUUGGGGCGUUUCUUGCGGGACCAUUUGUUUGAUCAGAGUUACAAAUGCCGUUCAUGCGAGAUGCCAUCAGAAGCACAUGUUCAUUGUUAUACACAUCGGCAAGGGACACUAACAAUUUCCGUGAAGAAGUUGUCAGAAAUUCUUUUACCGGGUGAGAAGGAAGGAAAGAUCUGGAUGUGGCAUAGGUGCUUGAGGUGUCCACGGUCUAAUGGUUUCCCCCCAGCAACUCGAAGAGUAGUGAUGUCUGAUGCUGCUUGGGGUUUGUCCUUUGGAAAGUUUUUGGAGCUCAGUUUUUCAAAUCAUGCAGCGGCUAGCAGGGUGGCUAGCUGUGGCCAUUCUCUGCACAGAGAUUGUCUUCGAUUCUAUGGAUUUGGGAACAUGGUUGCUUGCUUUCGUUAUGCAUCAAUUGAUGUUCAUUCAGUAUAUCUUCCACCCCCCAAACUCGAUUUCAACUAUGAGAAUCAGGAUUGGAUACAAAAAGAAAUGAAUGAGGUGGUUGACCGGGCGGAGCUUUUAUUUUCUGAUGUACUCAAUGCUCUUCGUCAGAUGUCUGAGAAAAGAUCUGGCACAGGGUCACUUAACAGUGGCAUUAAAGUAUCCAACUCAAGACGCCAAAUAACGGUAUUGGAAGGGAUACUACAAACGGAGAAAGCAGAGUUUGAGGAAUCACUCCAGAAAAUUUUGAAUAGUGAGGCAAAAAGGGGCCAGCCCGUCAUCGAUAUUCUUGAAAUUAAUAGGCUGCGGAGGCAGUUGCUCUUUCAAUCUUAUGUGUGGGACCAACACCUGAUUUGUGUAGCCAGUUUAGACAGAAACAGCCUUCCUGAAAAUCUCAUUGGCUUCAACUCAGAAUGGGUUGAGAAACCUCUUUUUGCUAAUGAGAAGCUUCUUGAGAUGAAAAUGUCUGGGAAGCCAGACAAAGGCCUAAGCAGUUGUGACUCCAUUGUUGUGGAUGCAAAGCUCAAUGGAAGCCAUGAUCAGGGAGGAGGAACUGGUAUCCACAUUAACCAGCCUCAGAUAGUUGAUGGAAAUGAAAUGGAUUUAGAUUCAAUUAGUGAAAACAAAAAACAAGCUAAUGUUUUUGCUGCUAUAAACAUCUCUGAUGAAUCUGAUUCUCUGGAAUCUAAUGCUAUUGUCCGUAGGGCUCUCUCCGAGGGGCAGUACCCUAUUAUGCCAUGCUUGUCAGACACUCUUGAUGCAGCAUGGAUUGGUAAAAAUCCUCCAGGAAUGGGAAUACUGAAGGAUAAUAUGUCUGAACUUCAUGAAUCUGCUGGUGCAGAUCCUUCAACUGCAGUAACAGUGGUAGAAAAAAUAGAUUUGGAAGACCAAGGGGAGGACCAGAGCAGGCUGAAGUUAUCUGUUUCUCCUAUGUUGCCCACCAAAGGCCCGGAGUAUAUGGAAGCCUCUGGGAGCUGGUUGGGAAUGUCCUUCUUGAACUUCUAUCACUCAAUGAACAAGAACCCCUUAUGGAGUGAUCAGAAGAUGGAUACAUUUGGUGAAUAUAAUCCUGUUUACGUCUCAUCAUUUCGGCAGCUGGAACUCCAAGGUGGGGCUAGGUUGCUUAUGCCUGUGGGUGUCAAUGAUACAGUUAUUCCAGUUUAUGAUGAUGAACCCACAAGUAUUAUAUCCUAUGCACUGGUAUCGGAGCAUUAUAUUGGUCAACUGUCUGAUGAGUCUGAAAGACCAAAAGGCAGUGGGGAAUACACUGCUUCAUUGCAGGCCCUUGAUUCAGGGAACUUUCCAUUGACGUCUUCCCUUGAUGAACUGUCCUUGGAAUCUUAUAGGAGUCUUGGGUCGACAGAUGAGAGCAUCUUAUCCAUGUCUGGGUCUCGUAGCUCUUUGGUUAUGGAUCCACUCUCAUACACAAAGUCUUUGCAUGUCAAAGUUCAAUUUUCAGAUGUUGGUCCUCUUGGUAAGGUGAAAUAUAUGGUUACUUGUUACUAUGCAAAACGGUUCGAAGCCUUGAGGAGGAUAUGUUGCCCAUCUGAGAUGGAUUUCGUAAGGUCUCUCAGUCGUUGUAAGAAGUGGGGUGCCCAAGGUGGCAAGAGCAAUGUUUUUUUCGCAAAAACCUUGGAUGAUCGUUUUAUUAUUAAACAGGUUACAAAGACAGAGCUGGAAUCGUUCAUAAAGUUUGCUCCUGGAUACUUCAAGUAUCUAUCUGAAUCAAUUGGCACGGGAAGUCCCACAUGCCUUGCGAAGAUUUUGGGGAUUUAUCAGGUUACAUCAAAGCAUCUCAAAGGAGGGAAGGAAUCAAAAAUGGAUGUGCUGGUUAUGGAGAAUCUUCUGUUUGGGAGGAAUCUGACGCGGCUUUAUGAUCUUAAAGGUUCUUCAAGGUCACGUUAUAAUCCAGAUAGUAGUGGAAGUAACAAAGUUUUGCUGGAUCAGAACUUGAUUGAAGCAAUGCCAACUUCUCCCAUAUUUGUUGGAAACAAGGCAAAGCGUUUGUUGGAAAGAGCCGUCUGGAAUGAUACUUCAUUUCUUGCAUCAAUUGAUGUAAUGGAUUAUUCAUUACUGGUCGGAGUGGAUGAAGAGAAGCAAGAGCUAGUGCUCGGCAUCAUUGAUUUCAUGAGACAGUAUACAUGGGAUAAGCACCUGGAAACAUGGGUGAAGGCUUCAGGUAUCCUUGGUGGGCCCAAGAACACAUCUCCAACAGUAAUUUCACCCAAGCAAUAUAAAAGAAGGUUCAGGAAAGCCAUGACUACAUAUUUUCUGAUGGUCCCGGAUCAGUGGUCACCUUCAACCAUCAUUCCAAGUAAGUCCCAGACCGAUUUAUGUGAAGAGAACACUCACUGUGGGACCUCAGCUGAUUGAUACUGUAACUCGGUGUGCUUGUACAUCUGAAUAUGUAAGUUCGGAAAUAUUUGUCCCGCAUCAAUUUUCCCCUUUUUCCAUAUUGUAUUUUUUUUCUUUUUUGCAGUUCCAUUUCUAUUUCUUAUCAAAAUUAGAAAUCAUGAUUAUUUGUCAGAAUAUGCAACAAGGCUGUGAAAGCCAUGAAAAUUUCUCCAGGGUAUGAUAUUAGAUGAGGUCCUGAAGAAGUUCUUGUACAACAUCUUUCUUCUUGUAUGUAGCACUGCAAUUUGUAUAUGAAUUACAAUUAUGAUAGUGGAUUAUUUGUGCAUCA
Cornus florida is the source of this 7041-nucleotide messenger RNA. Its product is annotated as 1-phosphatidylinositol-3-phosphate 5-kinase FAB1B. The transcript is spliced from 11 exons. NCBI's taxonomy places the organism in Eukaryota, Viridiplantae, Streptophyta, Magnoliopsida, Cornales, Cornaceae. The record is from RefSeq and is a predicted model, not a curated record. The coding region runs from base 1191 to 6731 and encodes 1846 amino acids. Gene Ontology annotation, biological process: phosphatidylinositol phosphate biosynthetic process. Gene Ontology annotation, molecular function: metal ion binding; ATP binding; 1-phosphatidylinositol-3-phosphate 5-kinase activity. Gene Ontology annotation, cellular component: endosome membrane.